CACAUAGCAGGUGCAUGACAAGCGCCGCGCGGUACGGUGAACAUGAUGAAGAGGACAGACUGAGAACCAUUUUCAAACCAGUCGCAUGUUCACUCUGUCACGCUUUAAAUGAGAUGUGGAUUUUCCCGGAAUAUUUUUUAUUAGUUUGUUAAAAUAAUUUGAUGUUCUGCCAAAGACAUCUCGAAUAGAUCCAACAAUGAAGACGUUUCUAUUUCAAUGCCUACUCGUUGUAUGUGUGCUAAGGAGUGGUGAAUCCCUGGAAUUCACUGAUCAGCCACAGAGCAUGACCAUCCCAGAAGGCACAAGUAUCAUCUUAUCCUGUGAUGUAGACCAGACACAGAAUGUGGCCUUCUCUUGGACCCGCAAUGAUGUCCCUGUAGAAGAUUCAUCAAGGAUCUUCAUGGACACCAGUAACAAUCUCAAGAUUGGUGAUGUAUCCAGGGAAGAUGCUGGCAGCUACAAAUGUGUAGUGCAAUCAAGCUCGUUAUCUGAACCAAUCACAAGUCAGCCAGCUGUCAUCAAUGUCACUUGUAAGUAUAUUCUUCAAAAUCCAUAUUAUUUCAUUGAAAUAAUCUACUUUCUUCUCCAUGAUCAUCUUUGACAAUUUUCAGGUACAUUUCUGUAACACUCUUGCUGUUAUAUUGAUUACCAGAAGUUUGUUAUCUAGAUGUUAUUGCCUCCAUGCAACCAUGGACCCUAGUAGCACUCUACUAUACCCAAUUUAGGUUCCAUAAUGUGAUAAACUUCAAAAGGCACGGUUCGUUUGUUGCUAUUGUGUUUAGAAGGGCAUACUGCUUAUAUUCAUAAUUAGUAGGCCUAUUUCCUCCCAAAAUGAAAAGAUAAAAUAGAAAAAUACUACAAAAGGUUGAUUUAUUGUUACUAUUCUUUCCAAUUAAAUUUCACUCGCUAAUUGUCUCAAUAAGAAGGUUUGGAAAACAAAAGAUUGUUGUCUUCUCAGGUGGCGGAGGUAAAUGGAUUAUACUUGUAAUUGCCUGUUUCAGAAUUUCCUGUAUGGAAAAUUAACUCUUGAUGGAUUUAGUUGGAAUACUUUGGAGUAGAGAAUUAGUCCCAGGAUUCGGGGAACACUGUCGUAUGACAAAGUUCAGUGAACUGAAUUUUCUGGGUCCUUUUGUCCAGCUUAUUAAAAAAUAAUAAUAAAAAAUAAAAUGUUUAUUAGCGGACACGAGAUGAUGAUCACUUCAAGUAGAAAUGAGAGCUGUUUAAAUAAUUAAGUUUUAAAUUUUGCUUGAUAUUGUUGAUGGCAUUUCUCUAAAUAUUCUGAGUUAAAUUCGGAAGGUAGUGAAAUAUUGAAUGAAGAUACAUUGGCUUGAUAAGUUUUCUGACUAUUCCUAGUCAAAUAUACAUUUUUUUGCAAAGGAGUAUUUAUUUUGAAUAAGCUUUGCCAAGACAGAUUAUAUGGACCAUGUUUAAAACUUUCAUCAGAAAGACAAUAAUUUGUUUUCUUCAAACAUGAUACAGUAUUGUAUGUGAUUACAGUCUUGUUGGAUAUUUUCUUAGUCUUGUAUGUAUUUACCAGUUCAAUUUUAUUCACCCUCCGACCCUUGAUUUGAGCCUAAGUCAAGUUCAUGUCUGACUCACUGGUAUGCUUGGCAAGGAACCAUCGUUUAUUUAUCCAGUACUCCACAAAGAAACCAAGUCAGGUAGUAAAAAUUGAUGUGACAAUGCCCAGUGCUGUGAGGUCAUGUUUGUCAAAAUUUAUUUGGGGGGGGGGGGGGUCCAAUAAUUCAUUUGUUUUGUAGGAUGUACAGCACACAUACUAAAAUGUUCUCAUUGUUUUGAUAAUUUAUCAAAGAGUAUCAUGUUAUAUCUUACCCAUCAAGUGGCAUUUACAAUAAUUAGUUGAAAAAUACCUGACUCUUGCUGGGAACUAUGAGGUGAUGUUUCUCUUAAAAUGUGAUCAAUGUGUUUUUUACACCAUUUUUUUCCACAGCACCAGACUCUAUUAAUGGUACAUAUGUAACCAUAUUGUUUUGUUUUCAUCCAUUUACUUCUGCCUUUUAUUGCUUACCUGUAGCUCAGGAUUGCUAAAGUUUCUAACAGUGUUUUGCGGGACAAGCUAUCUUUUGGCUAGCCUACUUUUGCACACCCAAAGAAAAAGAUAUAGAUUGGUCUUCAGAUUGUCUUAAUAUCCAUCACUUUAAUAGUACUGGACUAAGCACAAAUGAGAGUGUAAAAAGCCAGCUUGGAAAAAGUAACAGAGAAAUGCUCAUGAGAGAAAUUCAAAUUGAGAUGCAGAAAAUUAUUCUGAUAUUCAGAAAAUAUACAAACACAUGAAUAUGAAUGUAUAUAUGUAGCAAAAAAAAGAGAGAAAAUAUGAUUGAUUGUGUUGGUUCUUUUAUUGCAAAGCACAGAGAAGGAAGUCAAUAGUGAAAAAAGGUGAGACAAGGAGUAGAAGAAAAGGUAGCUUCUUCCUUCAGCUUUGUACAAUAUCAAGUUGAUAACUGAUCCAGAGGCAGUGCCUCAAGUUCACAAACAUCCAUAUAUUGCAGAGGAUGAAACACAAAGAUCCCUCUAAUUAAAAUCAAUACGAGCGGACUUCUCUGAAUAAUUCAGUGUUACUUGAAUCCAAGUCUGCAUCCCUGUAGCAAUCGCAGAUUAAUUUCGGAACUUUACUUUAUGUUGUGAGAAACAAGAUAAGAGAAUGAUGUCUACUUUUCAUAGGAAUGACGUCCAAAGAGGCUUAUUUUACUACCUAAAAUACAAUUCACUGCCUCUAGAUUAAGAAAAUAGCUGGGAGGGAGACAGGGCUAUGCUUUCUUUAGUUAUUGAUUAUCUUACUUGGUGUGAGGAAUCUGAGGAUGUUUGAGGGUGGGGUGAGGAAAGGAAGAUGUGACAUACUAUCUUUUCAUGUGUACCAAAUUUAAUUCAUAUCUUGCUUUAAUUGACAUGAUUAUCUUCAGGCAUAUGUUUACUCAAUGACUGCUAACUUCUUUAUUAAUGUUUCCAUCUCGUUCCCUCCCUGUCGUGAUACAUGGAUGUUCCCUCUCAUAUUGUAUGGGUCGAACUUUUUUAGAAGGUGCUUUUAUUUUCACUUGUUUCACAUCAGAGAAUUCCUUCUGUAUUUACACUCCUGCUCAUGACAAUACUAGAAUCUUGAAGAAAAAAAAUACAAAUAAGGGAAAUGAGUGAAAAAAUAAUUUGUGGAAAACAGUAUUUUGAAAUUUUGAAUCUGGGCAUUCAAGUUUAGCCAUCAUUGCAAAUGAAAGCAAAUCCAAAAUCUCAAACUCUUAAAUUUCAUCAAGACAUGUACAUGUAGGUAUAAUGAGAUGUGAGUAUUUCAAGAUAAGCUUCUCCCCUUCUCAAUUAUGUUAAAAAAAUUCAUGUACAUGUAAUUCAUUAAUAUAGACUACAAAACAUCUAUUAUGUCUCCUAACAACAUUUGAAUGAUUCAUGAUUUUUAUUAUUUUAAUUUAGAAUUUGCUCUUGAUCACAAUAUUGUUAGGGUAAUUUGGAUAUGAAUAUAUUUAGGUCAUUAUAGAGUAUAAAAUAGAAGCAGUCAGGAGCAUACUGCCUCAAUUAUCGUGCAAUUGAAAACAUGAAUAGAGCAGGAAAGCUUGUAAUGAAGCAUGAUGAUGAAGAUGUUCUGUCAUCUUAUGAGUGUUAAUGACAUGUAGAGCAGAGCAGCAGGGAAGGUUAUAGCCAAGAUGAACUGGGUCUUCAAGGAAAAUCAAGUAGAGCGAAAUGAGACAUGAAACUUCAAACUGUGCUGCAGCAGGUGAACUUCUCACUAAAUUUCAUCCCAGGCAUUUGAAUCUUGGCAAGAGUAACAGCAUGAGUACACAGCAUGCACUAAAUACGGAUGAAAACAUUGUACAAAUGUUGAACUCUCUAUGUGUGCACCAUCCUUCUUCUUGUCAUCUUCAUUUUGUUUUGUUUAAUUUCUCAGUUUCAAAUUUGGGAAAUUUGAAUUAGUAUUUAUAUGUAUUUGUAGCACUGACCUUUGACAAGUUAAACUGGAAUUGAAAUGUUUGGAUUUUUAUAGUGACAUUUCUGGAAAAAUGAGUCUACUACGCUACUUGUACAGUCAUUGUGUGUGUUAUCCGUCCUUGCGUCUUACUUUAUAUAUGAAGCACAAGGUUCUUUUUAAAUUGACUUGAAUUCUCUCAUGUUAGGGCUACUAUCUCAAGUAGAUAUGAAGCGUAGUAUCAAUAUGAACUAUGUACAUUUAGUUACAUGGAUGUGAGAUAAUGAAAUAAUACAUGUACAUCAGUCUAAUAGGGCAUUAGUAAAAAUUACCGACCCAAAGAACCUUUCCAGAACAGUUCUACCAUGCUUCAGGCAUAUUAGAGGGUACUUGGACUGUUAUGUGUGCAUUAUUAUUUGUUAAAAUGACAGUAGCGUGGAUUCUUUUUUUAAAAUACUUUCUUCUCAAAACUUUAACAGGUCAUAAUCAUAAUAGAGACCUUUCGUUUUCUUUGACGAGCCACGUGGACGUACGAGAUUAAGGAAUUUUGGGAGCGCUGCGCAUGCGCGAAGUAAUCUGUGACGAGCCUUCUCGUUCACUGCCCAAAUCUGUGACUCGUAUUUGAGGGUUUUGACGUUCGGUGUCAUAGUGCUCGAACGAGUGCUAGUUCGUACAUGAUGACGUCAUCCAAGCUUAGCAAAAAUGAAUUAAGCCGCAUCAACAUUCGAGUUUCGUUGAUUCAGCAGGGCUGGUAAACUGCAAAUUACUGCUUGUUACCAGCUUUUCCAUUACAUUUAGUGUGUCCUGUUUACAGACACUACAUAUCCAAUAGGUAAUUGAUGUUCUAUUUCCAAACAACUGUGUUUUUUUUCGGCUUUUUCGCAAGAGUGCAAAUGUUGCACCCACAGUCGCCCCACGUAGCGUGAUGCUUCGCCUGAUUCUCCGGCCGAGCAUCGGCCCACGGCCCGCUCGCUAUCAAGCUGGUAUAUGCUGUGGCCUGGUACGGGUACGUCGACUUAUAAUCGAAACUGUUUUCAUCAAUGUACGAACGUGAUACUGAACUAGCGGUGUCACCACUUCCGGUGAACUAGGACUACGAUGCAGUCGCAGACAAUCGAAAGCUUGGUAAUACUUUACUUAUGACUGACCUCACUUUAGCAAAUAAAUGCCUGCUCACAUGUGCACUCUCAACUAACUACUUCAGUAUCUUAUUAUAAAUGACAGCUUCACAUCUUUUCAUUUUGUCAUGGAAGAUAUUUUUGAUUUAAGGAUUUAUCUUGAAGAAUUUCAGCUGGGUAUGAAAAUCUCAUCGUAUCUCUCCUUCCUUUAGUACUUGCCUUUCAGAUGGGUUGUAAAGAUGAAUCUUGUUUGUCCAUUUUAUGUAGCUCACUGCAGCUGCCUUAUCUCACAAAUCAGAGAACCAAGUUCAUGGUUGACAGACUUACACCCCCAUUCAGACUUAUUUUUGUUGAUAUGAAAAUUAGAAAAGGCGCCCGAAAAAGGAAGAAAAAUAAGAAACAACAAAAAAGUAUAAAAAAAUGCAAACCAAAGCAACCUUUAAUUACCACAGAAUGGAGAUACAUCAUAUUCUGAUGUUUCAACGAAAAGAUUAUGAAUGGAAAUUACAUUUUUUUAUCAUUCUGACUGGUUUUGCAAUGCUAGUAUUUAUGCAACUAUUUUUUUAGUUGAAAUAACAGAUUUAUCUCUGGAGAGUUUGUGUACAUUUGUAUGAUAUUUUCACUUAUUUUAGGCUUUUGUAAAACAAUCUUUGUUUAUUUGAGCCUCUCUAUUUCAUUUCUCUCCACACUGAAAAGGCCAACCGGUUACAUUACCAGUCCACCCCCCCCCCCUUUAAAGAGAAAAACACUGGAAAGAACAAAUGGGUACUCCAUGGUGUGAAUUUGAUAGAAGAAAUUUGCCUUUUGUUGAAAUGCCUGAAUAUAGACUAUAUGUGAAAAGGGAUUGCUGGGAUGUGAAAAUGAGAGAUAAAGACAUGUGAUAAAUAAUGAGAACUGGCCAAACAAGAUGUCAGACUCUGUUACUAGAUGAUAGAUGACCUAUUGACAUGGUUGUUUAUAAUCCAAGGUCUAAGAUAUUCUUUGUAUCUGCUGGGUGGAUCCUCUUCAGGGCAAAUUUUUCUGUCCUAAAGUGUUCUGUACAUCUUGUAGACCUAUUUACAGGGCAUAUGUGUCCCAAAACAGUCCAAAAUUGAUAGAAUUUUAGAAUCCUACACUAUACAAUGGAUGUUUAAAGGUGAUUUAUAUCUCCAUCUUAAAUUUUCGAGCAUUUUACUGUUCAUAGCAUUUAACUUUGUAGCGUACAAUGUAUGCUAUGCUUGAAGUUAGAACUUAUUCCCUAAUAGGCAGUUGAGCUGAUAAGUAGUUGUUAAACCAAACAGUUUUGGUUUGAUCUCUGAGGAGAAUGCUUUGAAGUUAGAUCCAAUCCAAUGAUGAUUGUGAAGAGAUAAAAGCUUUGACAAGCAAACAUGAGAUGAGCUGCCAUGCAUACCUUUCUUACACCAGUUGGGUAGGAGGCUUUUCAUUUCAAUUAUCAUUCCGGUCUGUUGAUUCUUACUGGAAGGAACCAAUGUAUUAGAUAGGUGGCUGUGUUAUCAGAAAGCUAGUCGUUCCCCUCACAGACUCGUCAAUUUCAUGUCCAGCCUACAAAAGAUGCAUCAAAUUAUCAUUGAUUCAAAGCUACAUGCUCAUGUUUAGAAUUCUUUAGAAAUAAUCUUAAAGUACUUGUAACUCUGUUAUGUCAACUGUGGACAAAGCAGAAAAACAACCAAAUAAAAUCAUGGACUAGAACAAAAAUUUUGGAAAAUUUUGUGUCAGUUAUGUUG
This is a messenger RNA of Lytechinus pictus (painted urchin), 6767 nucleotides long. RefSeq names its product inactive tyrosine-protein kinase 7-like. Gene Ontology annotation, biological process: synapse organization; homophilic cell-cell adhesion. Bases 197 to 601 code for a protein of 134 amino acids. Lineage: Eukaryota; Metazoa; Echinodermata; Echinoidea; Temnopleuroida; Toxopneustidae. The record is from RefSeq and is a predicted model, not a curated record. Gene Ontology annotation, cellular component: plasma membrane; axon; neuronal cell body. The transcript has 2 exons. Gene Ontology annotation, molecular function: axon guidance receptor activity.